This is a messenger RNA of Pecten maximus, 5526 nucleotides long. Its product is annotated as nucleolar protein 4-like. The coding region runs from base 174 to 2198 and encodes 674 amino acids. The transcript has 10 exons. Lineage: Eukaryota; Metazoa; Mollusca; Bivalvia; Pectinida; Pectinidae. The record is from RefSeq and is a predicted model, not a curated record.
GCCUAGUCCAGGCCGCUGAUGUAGACUGCGUGCCAAGUGUCGCUGUAGCACCGCCGCCCAGUCCUGUAGGGUGCGCUACACCGCUAUCCGCCGUUAUAAUAUAUAUACCUAAAUUGGAAUCCUUCUCGGCGCAUCAUUUGUUCAACGGUGACCGGCCUGUUGACGUCUUGGUUAUGUCGUCUGCUUCGUUGGAGGGGGAUGUCGUGGCUCCUGCUAAUCACAGUAUCAACAGAAAUGAAAUGUUUCAGACGUUUCAGUCCUGGGCCCUUCAAAAUUAUGGAGACAGCGGUAAAACGAAAACUGUCACCGAGAAAAAGUAUAAUAGGAUCGUACGAAUACUAACAGGCGAGGAACCAUCUUCGGCAGAAAAUUCCAAGUUCAGAUUUUGGGUCAAAGCCAAAGGAUUCCGUUUGGGACCAUUCGAAGGUUUAGACAAAAUUCACGGACUUACAGAGACAUUGCUUUACGUACCAACAAAACAGGUGACUGACACAAACAGCAAUGACAUGGACCGAGGAUACAAACGAGUCGCAAUCGUCGAGGACUUCUUUGAAAUUAUAUAUGGCGUGCACGUGGAAAUGGAUGGACGAGGCGGGAAACACGCGGGGCAGAAAAGGACCUACCGGGCGAUUGCGGAAACUUACGCUUUUUUGCCUCGGGAAGCAGUGACGAGGUUUCUCAUGUCUUGCUCAGACUGCCAAAAGCGUAUGCAUCUCGGAACGGAAAACACCGCACCUGUCGAGGAGCUACAUACAAACGGGAUUCCGACCAACAACGAAAAAGACUUUCUCAACACAUCGCCAAUCAUCGAUUUUAACGUACCGAUCACCCAAACGUAUCUCAAUCAAAUGCGAAACAGGGGCUACUUUUCCGAGUUCAAUUUCAACGACGAUGAGAGCAUGUCGAGUGCCGAUAGCGUUGCCAGUGGAGAUCAGAGUCCCUCUCCCACAGCCGAGGACACCAACGGUAACCACGCCUCCGUCUUGAAACAAGAAUCAGCGUGUGAAAAUGGUGAUGGCCUGAUCCCGGUGAAUCUAUCUACGCCCCGGGGGAUGCGUAUGACGGACAGUCCACUGGAAGACGAGAGAGCCUUGUCCCUCGGUAUCAUCAGCAAAUCGCCAAUACCCUCCACUGGCGGACACCCCGAGAGGAAGCGACGGGCUAGUGACGACAGUUGCGAGAGUUCAACAAAGGCAAGUGAGGGAGGUACUGUUGAUGAUCUACAGGGAAGCAAAGAUGACGACGAUGACGAUGACAUGGACGAUGAUGAAAAACUUCUGUCCACGGGAAAAGAAUACGACCCUGAGCGUUUAAAAUCGUUUAAUAUGUUCGUGCGAUUAUUUGUGGACGAAAAUUUAGAUCGAAUGGUACCUAUCUCAAAACAACCCAAAGACAAAGUCCAGGCCAUCUUGGAAGCAUGUGAUCGUCAGUUUCCGGAAUUCCACGAACGAUCCCGAAAGCGAAUCCGUACCUACCUCAAAUCGUGUCGGAGGAUGAGGCGAUCUAAGGAACAGAACGGAUGGGAGCCGCAGAUCCGACCCACGCCCCCUCACCUUACGUCAGCCACCGCCGAGAGCUACCUGGCACAGGCGUGUGAGAACGAGAGUCAAAACGCCAAAAGAAUGAGAAUGGGUCUGGAACCACUUCCGGCUGGUUCUAUGCCUUCCGUACUUAACACGACCAAUCAGACGACAGCCCAGCCCGUGGCACAGCCAGCCGUGGUGCAGCCUCAGCCCCAGCCUCCACAGCAGGCCACGCCCUCCCCUCACUCCCAGCCUCCAUCCCAACCCCCUUCCAGGGCUUCGCCUCAGGCACCGCCAGCUUCUCAGAUAGAACGUCACCCUCAAUCAACUAAUGAUUUUAUGCGCCACCAGCCACCGCCUGCCUUCAGACCACCCCCAGAGUUCCACCCACCUUUCUUCACAAAUGGAAAUGGAAUAUUUCGUCCCGGAUUUCCACCAGGUUACCAACAUCCGGCACAUCACCAUCCACCUGUGCUGCAACAUAGCCCCAUAGCACCAGCCUCUGUUCAAAACGGCCCAACAGACCUUAGUAUGAAGAAGCAAGCUUCCAAGAACCAACUGAGUGCCAGUGAAGUGGCCACGAUAAAACAGCUGAUUGCCGGCUACAGGGAGUCGGCCGCCUUCCUUUAUCGAUCAGCUGACGAACUCGAGCAGCUGCUUCUGCAACAGAAUUAAUGGACAACAUCAUCUCUAUUUUAAACUGCAGCAGGAUUCUUUUUUUUUAUUUUGAAAACACUUGAAUGCCUUGGUAACGUCGAUAUUUUGAAGAGUAUAUAUGAUCUACUAAAGUGUUAUUUUAUAAACAUAUACCUCGCUUUAUUUUUCUCCGGAUUGUGAUUAUGUUAUUUAGGAAUAUUCCCUCAUCGUAGUAUUCGGAUGUUUCCGGGGAAUAUCGGCAAUGUCCGGUACCUUUGAGACAUUUCCAUUCGUAUUGAACAAACUACAGGAAUAUUUGAGGAACAGUCCUUGUUCUAUUUUUCUAUCUACGAUUAUAAUGUCUUUCUUUAGUUGCUAUUAGUAGAGAUAUUUUGAAGAAUUAUAUUCAAGAUAAGAACAAAAGGACAGAACAACAUAUUGACAUUUGAUAUAUGGCCACAGUUGAAUUGAUCACUGUAAAACUCCGUAAGAGAGUGAGAUUGUGCGAUAGAUCUGUGGAUGCCAUGCUACCCCAAUACCGCGACAUCCGCUACUUGUGGGAUGUUGUAUGUUUUCUCUCCUCAACUUGAUGGCUCAAUGUGGUAUGAAUAUUUGUGCAUAUCUCACGUACGUGGGAGUAUAUGGAUAUUUGUGUGUAUCUCACGUAUGUGGGAAUAUAGUUUGCCUAUUUUAUAUCAAUAAGACGAGAUUAGAUAUCUCUUGUGAUUUGUUACUUGGUGCCCGUGAGAGGUGGCUGACGACACGAGGGGGAAUAACUCUUGUUGUUCCCAGGUGUCCACAGAGGGGUGGCUGUAUAUAUACAUAUUGUUUGUGCAGUAUGUGUGAGUUUAAUUAUCUGAGCUGUAUAUACAUAUAUAUAUAUAUAUAUAUACAAAUAUAUAUAAGAUUGAAAGUUAAACUAUAAAAAGACGUAUAUUAAAAGUGAAAUGUUGAGAUACAUGUUAAUAUCAACACUAUAUCAUGUUUUAGAGGAAAUGCUGCAAUGUUGAUUACAUGUACUCGUAUGUUAUUUGUAAGUGGUUCAUUUAUUUUUGUGGAUUCGUGCAAUUCUUAGUCCAUGAUGUUGAUUUGAUCUCAGGCGUUUUGUCAUUUUUAACAUUGAUGUAGAAUGUAGUGCCGGGUACUGACAUUGGCGACACUUAAAAGUAGGUAGGUGUCAUAAAUAACAGAGCCCCAAGGUAUCAAAUAAGUACCCCUAAUCCAUUCUUAAAAAGUACGUCUCAAAUUUAUCCAGAUCCUAUGGCAAAAUAUAGUCGUGACUAAUUGAGACCGAAAACAACAUGUUCAAGCAUGAAAUAGAUUCAUUUAGACUAAGAAUUAUCGGUAUAAGUGAUAUAUACUAGACUAAAUUAGACUCACGACCACUUUCUCCAGCAGGAAAUAGACUAAUUCAGGACUAAUGGUAGUAGUAAGGGAAAUGCUCGCUCAAAGUGAAAACUACUAUACUAGUCAUAGCAGACAAGUCAAAGUUACUAGUCAAACUAAUACAUGGCUAUAUUAAAUUAUUUUCAAAUAAACGCCUUUUUAAUCUAGCUAUUAUUUUAGGCAGAUACGUUAUUUAAUCCGUUUUUAUUUAUCACAAUAGAUGUUGACGAUGUCAACUUUAAAUAUACUUCGCUAUAAUGAACUGGCUGCGCGCGGCUUUAAAAAGCUGACGUGCUGUGUGAUAUCAAUUUGUAUGAAGUUCACCUUUAUGUAUGUAUAUAUUUAUUACAAAUAAUUGUCUUAUCCAUGAAGCUUAUUUAUUUAAUUACGAAUUGGCAAUGCUAUUGGCAUUAACAGGUAUUUAUAAGAGUCCCUAUUGGUUUAGGCAGACUUUACGCCCUUUGAGGGGUAAUAUGGGUCCCUGUUAGUUUAGGCAGACUUUAUAUCCUGUAAGAGGUAAUAUGAGGUUAUUUUAGUUCGGGCAGACUUUAUUUCCUGUAAGAGGUAAUAUGAGGUUAUUUUAGUUCGGGCAGACACCCAAUACCAGGUGGUACAUAUAUAAAGUGCUAGGGACCUCUAUCUGCAUAAACACUAUUUUUGGUAUGAAAGCUUAUGUACUGUUUUCAUUAAUAUUUGAAUCUCAAUACGUACUACCUAGUCAUGAUUUGUGCGAGAGGUACGUUAUCCACUGUCCACGAUAUACGUGUAGCCAUGGACUUGUCUGAUUUUGUAUUUAUAUUUGCCUUAUAUCUAUCUCUGUGGGUUUACGUCAUCCAUAUACUUAUGACUGUUAGUUUACGUGGUUUUUGUUUGUUAUUUUUAUUUUGCUCAUUUUGUUAAUUAUUUAUUAUUUAUAUCCUAAUACUCAUUCAGACCAGGUGCCUGUCCAUUUUCUCAUAUAUUUAUUGGAACUUGACGCAUGUUUUUAUAGUGAAAUCGUAAUUAGAGUUAUCCCCCCUCUAACGAAAAAACUAGCAGCUGUUCGGUAACGGAAGUCUGUGAUGCCGACAACGUCUCUCAGUGUGACGUCAUAUGUCCGUUUUGUCUGAUAUUGCUUGUUACCUCCAGUGCAUUACAAUAGAUCGUAUUUAUUAUCGGCUAUUCCUUCGCUGACACAUUCCAUUUCUUGAUAUUGUUGAGGGUACGUUAUGUCUGUGGCGUUAUCUCGUCACUGUAAUGAGAAACAAUAGGAUGGUUACAUCAUUAUAUCUGAAAUCCACAAAUAAAUCAUGUUUCUUUGUUAAAUACUGGGCCGCCAUUAACGAAGACACGUUUUAGUGCACAUACAUGUAACUGCCAAAUAAUUAUAGUAUAAAACAGCUUUAUUCCAUGACAUUAUUUUAAAUGAUCUUUAAUAAGUUUGAUUUUAUUAGUUGAAUGCAGUAAGAUAACAUUACACUAACUCUAGUCCAUUCCAUAAAGGCGGGCCCGUUGACACGUUUAAGAGUUAAACGUUUUAUUUAUUUUUAUUCGUUUUGUGUUAUGUCCUUUCAUCUACAUUCCAUAACUUGGUUGGCUUAUGUUGUUAUCCAUUCCAUUACGUACACGAUCCCCCGUUUGUUCAGCUCUGCCUACUUCACGAAUGAUAACUCAAAUUAUUAAGCAUAUUUUUCUUAUAGAAAUCCGAAGUACUAUUUUGUUGUCUAAACUCCUUGAAUUUAGUGAUAAAUUUUUCAACCAGGUGAAAAGUAAUUAAAUCUAACAAAGGUGUGACCAUCCUGGGUGUUUACAUCCGGGGCCUCGUGUACUUCCGAUAUUUUUUAUUUGUUUUAUCAGGAAUAUGUACUGAAUCUCCAAGUGCAAUAUAUGUAUUGAUAUAUGGUUAGAAGGAACAUGGCAGUACAGAGGAUAUUUAUAAUAUAUAGUAUAUAUUAUGUAUUUUGUUUUGUGAACAUGAAUAAAUUGAAGAAAAUAACGUCAA